Messenger RNA from Carcharodon carcharias (great white shark), 1242 nucleotides. RefSeq names its product syntaxin 16 (gene stx16). Gene Ontology annotation, biological process: vesicle-mediated transport; intracellular protein transport; vesicle fusion. The record is from RefSeq and is a predicted model, not a curated record. Gene Ontology annotation, molecular function: SNARE binding; SNAP receptor activity. Lineage: Eukaryota; Metazoa; Chordata; Chondrichthyes; Lamniformes; Lamnidae. The transcript is spliced from 9 exons. Gene Ontology annotation, cellular component: membrane; endomembrane system; SNARE complex. The coding region runs from base 113 to 1081 and encodes 322 amino acids.
UCCUGGGGCCAGUUUCUAGUUGUUGCAUUCUUUCUCUUCCCCAGGAAACGGGUGUUGGUGGGAGGGGGACGCUGGCGAUUGUGGCUUAGGGGACCGGAGGCUUGUGGCCACCAUGGCGACCCGAAGCCUAACGGACGCCUAUGUGCUGAUGCGGAACCGAGCGGCCCAGAGCCGGCAGCUGCUGGCCGAGCAAGUGAGUAAAAAGCCGGGACAGGCCCUGGGCCGCGGCGCUGCGGAGUUGGAUGAGAUUGCUGAUGAUCGCAUGGCGUUGGUGUCCGGGAUCAGUCUGGAUCCAGAAGCUGCCAUUGGUGUCACCAAGAAACUGCCUCCGAAAUGGGUGGAUGGAGUGGAGCAGAUUCAGUUUGACAUCACCAGAAUCAAACAGAAGAUGAAGGAGCUGGCUGGUUUACAUGACAAGUAUCUGAACCGGCCAACACUGGAUGACAGCAGUGAGGAGGAGCAUGCGAUAGAAAUUACCACACAGGAAAUAACACAGAUGUUCCACCGGUGUCAGCGAUCAGUGCAGAGCCUGCAGGGAAAAUGGCGCAGCUGCACAGAGCAGGAAGAACGGGUCCUACGAAAUGUCGUCUCCUCUCUAGCACAAGCUCUUCAAGACCUGUCGACUAAUUUUCGACAUGCCCAGUCCAAUUAUCUCAAACGUUUGAAGAAUCGAGAGGAAAGAUCCAAACACUUUUUUGACACGUCGGUGCCACUAAUGGAUGAUGGUGAAGACAACAAUCUUUAUGACAAGGGUUUUACAAACGAUCAGUUGCUACUGGUGGAAGAGAACACUCUGAUGGUGGAAGAACGGGAGAAGGAGAUCCGACAAAUUGUACAGUCAAUCUCGGACUUGAAUGAAAUCUUCAGGGAGCUGGCCACCAUGAUAGUGGAACAGGGGACUAUUUUGGACCGGAUUGAUUACAACGUUGAACAAUCCUGUAUUAAAACAGAAGAGGGCUUGCAGCAGUUGCAGAAGGCUGAGCAAUACCAGAAGAAGAAUCGAAAGAUGUUGGUCAUUCUGAUUUUGUUUGUGAUAGUAGUGGUUCUCAUUAUUGUGUUAAUAGGAGUCAAAUCAAGGUGAUCGGCAGGAACUCCCCUACAGUGGGAACGCAUGAGGAAAAUGCACUAGGGUUGGUGAUAAAAAUGUCUGAGAGGGGGAACUAUGGAACAGGAUCAGAUCCUCUGAAUUACUUCACUCCAGAAAAUCAGGAACAUAUUGUGAUUGCUGUGUUGUAAAUUGAG